AACUUCUGCUUCUCAGAAAGAUCGUCACAACUUUCAGAUCUCGGCCACCAUGUCUGUCUUUCUCGCCAUCGUGUUUCUAUCUUUGAACGUGGGAAAAUCUGGAGGGGCCAUCAAACCUGUGGUGACCUUCACACCCAACUGGGGGAAUAUAUUAUAUAAUGACGACGUGACUCUAACAUGUGAUGUGCCGUCUACUGAGGACCCCCGGACCUAUCACUGGUACAGAGAUAAGAGACCAAUACCAGGAGAGCAACAGAGUCUUCGUAUAAAAUAUUCAAGAGAGAAGGACAGUGGAGAUUACCAGUGUCAGACCAUCGGUGGUGAUAUCAGUGAUCCCGUCUUCCUAAAUGUUACGAGAAGUCAUGUCAUCCUGCAGAGACCCCCAUCUGCCAUCUAUGAAGGAGACCCCCUGACUCUGAGAUGUCAUCAUAUAAAUGGUUUUAUUGCAACAAACACAAAAUUCUACAAGGAUGAUCGGGAGAAAAAAUCCUCAGAAUCUGACUCCACAUUCCAUAUUCCUAAUAUAAGGAGGAGUCAGUCUGGACUCUACAAAUGUACUCAACAAAUACAACUUUAUGAUCAUUCAUAUGUGAAGGAACACUCAGAUUUCUCCUUUAUCUCUGUGAAAGAGCUCUUCUCUUCUCCAGAAAUAAAAGUGACCCCGUCCAGGGUAAUAGAAGGAGAUGAGAUGAUGGUGAGAUGUGACACCAGACUGGAUCCUCUCAGAGGCGGCACAGAGCUGCACUUUGCCUUCUACAGAGAUGGAGGUACUGUGCGGGGAUACAAUGUAUAUGAUACAUACAGAGUGCCGUCAUCUCAGCUGGAGGAUUCUGGGAAAUAUACAUGUAAAGUGAGGACGACGUCUGACACUGUGAGGAAGAUGAGUGAUGGGUUCCAUAUCCAGAUACACGGUAAGGAUGUGAAAUGA
Messenger RNA from Rana temporaria (common frog), 928 nucleotides. Its product is annotated as Fc receptor-like B. Bases 50 to 928 code for a protein of 292 amino acids. The transcript is spliced from 5 exons. Gene Ontology annotation, molecular function: transmembrane signaling receptor activity. The record is from RefSeq and is a predicted model, not a curated record. Lineage: Eukaryota; Metazoa; Chordata; Amphibia; Anura; Ranidae. Gene Ontology annotation, biological process: cell surface receptor signaling pathway.